Ambispora leptoticha is the source of this 476-nucleotide messenger RNA. NCBI's taxonomy places the organism in Eukaryota, Fungi, Glomeromycota, Glomeromycetes, Archaeosporales, Ambisporaceae. The record is from the annotation of a GenBank genome assembly.
CGAUAGUGAGUGUGAGGCUUUAAGAAAAGAGUCAAAGAUGAGUGAGCAAAAUCUUAUUUUUGAAACAAAUCACAAAUCCAAAAAUCUAACUUCCGACGAAUAUGCAAAAAGUGGGUGUUAUAAAACAGAGGAAUUUGAUUCCAAUCGUGGUGGUUCUGCUAGCGAUAGCAAGGCAUUAGAAAGUUCAACUGAAGCAAGUAGUAAUAUUAAUAAUACACCGAAGAUAAACUUUUCGGUAUCGAAACCUCCACAACCAGUGAAACUAGGGGAAGACGAAGUAGAUGAACGUCAUGAAUUACAAUCAGAGAAUUCUACAGCAUCUAAUAAUGUUAAGCUAGAAACCACCACUUCAACAUCGCAGUCUAGUAAUGUGACCUCGCAGCAGUCAUUGAACAGCCACGUCCCCAGUAGUCAACAAGAACAAAAAUCAUUACCUACAACAGAGAUAGAAGGGGAUAAGAAGAAACGAAAAAGAA